Molecule: messenger RNA, 1458 nt
Organism: Monomorium pharaonis (pharaoh ant)
Lineage: Eukaryota; Metazoa; Arthropoda; Insecta; Hymenoptera; Formicidae
Product: DNA damage-regulated autophagy modulator protein 2
Exons: 7
Coding region: 593-1423 (276 amino acids)
Source: RefSeq, a predicted model, not a curated record
GCGCAGCUGCCUAGAACGUCGUUUUCACUGACGCAACAUCGAUCGCGCACUUCCACUGGAUAUAACCUUUGCAUUUUCCAACGAGGUUUCGCGACCCAACCGAGUUUUGCCGUCCGACAAAUUCAAGUGAAAUCAGCCUAUACUUCGCGCCUAAAUUUCCAAUUGCACACAAUACCAUCCACGCGACUUCCGAUCUGUUCUCCGAAAAAUGAAGAUCACCAAGAGUUCCGACUGAGCAACCCCACGGACGAAACCUUAGGAGAGACCUGCACCGCUUUCGGAGUGAAAGUUUCGUGUAACGCCGCCCCAUGUAUCGUCAAGUGUGCCUCGUUGCAAUUUUGAGCUAUUCAGAAAACAUUGAUGGGAUUUGAAUUGCGACUGUCCUUGGUUCAGUAAUUGCGAAGAUUGAUACUUAUCCAGGAGAGAAUUAAAAGGCCUAUGAAUAGUCGUCAAAGAAUAUGAAUGAUCGUGACUCGUCGGCGGCUGCAUCGACGCGAAAUUCUCCCCGAUAACGGCGUCGAUCGCAGACGUCGGCGAUUAACGUCAUUAUUAUCGUCGGCUCUAACAAUUACAACAAUUAAACAUCGAAAUCAUGGACAAAGAAGAGUUUUUUGCAAAUCUACAUUAUUUGCCAAUUGCCGUCUUUAUCUCCUUGCCUGCAGUUUUCAUUUUAACAUACACAAUCGCUGUCUUACUAGAGCAUGUAGAAGCUGGUUUUCCUUACAUUUCUGAUGCAGCGACUUACGCACCAGAAAGUUGUAUAUUCUCUCAAGCGGUUAAUCUGAUCGCUAUUCUCAUGGGGUUCAUGAUCUACAUAAGAUAUUGCCAAGUUAAAGAAUGCAUCAGAGCUUUUGGUUCAUCAACUUCUUUACCGAAAUGGAAUCAUUGGGCUUUAAUUUUCGGUCUUAUAUCAACCGCUGGUCUAUCAAUCGUCGCAAACUUUCAAGAAACAUCAGUAAUAGUAGUUCAUCUUAUCGGUGCAUUUCUUUGCUUCGGAGGUGGUACCGCGUAUUUUUGGACCCAGGUCGUAUGUUCAUUUUACUUGCAUCCCUCAGGAUACUCAUUACGACUCGUGCAUUUUCGCACGGCGCUAUCAACUUUCUGUUCUAUAUGCUUCUUCGUGAUCCUCAUCACAGGCGUAUUGGCCCAUUUGGCCUAUAAGGGAAAAAAUCCUCGGAAAUGGUACAAAGAGGACGGCGGCUGGGAAUUGCACGUAGCUAGCACGAUAACCGAAUGGCUUUGCGCAAUAGCAUUUUGCGCUUAUAUCCUGACAUUUACGGAAGAGUUUAGGGAUGUCAGAAUAAGUCCUCCAAAGGUAAUCUGUAACCUACACCGUGUGAGAUCAAAUAACGAAAUAUUAGAUGAGAGCCAAGGCUCCGGUUCUAUGAAUCACGAUCAGAUGAAUCCAUCAACCAGUACCUGAUCGCUCUUAGGCAGAGGCGUCGGCGGCUAUGUCAA